This is a messenger RNA of Suncus etruscus (white-toothed pygmy shrew), 1376 nucleotides long. RefSeq names its product HIV-1 Tat interactive protein 2 (gene HTATIP2). The record is from RefSeq and is a predicted model, not a curated record. Gene Ontology annotation, molecular function: oxidoreductase activity, acting on the aldehyde or oxo group of donors, NAD or NADP as acceptor; NAD binding. Gene Ontology annotation, cellular component: cytoplasm. The transcript is spliced from 6 exons. Bases 14 to 838 code for a protein of 274 amino acids. Lineage: Eukaryota; Metazoa; Chordata; Mammalia; Eulipotyphla; Soricidae. Gene Ontology annotation, biological process: import into nucleus.
GCCCCAUGCCCCCAUGCUGAGCGCGGCGGUGGCAGUGGCGGUGGCAGCCCUAGUUGCAGCUCAGCUCUGGCUGGGGCUGGAGGACCCGGGGCCGGGGGACUGGUUCAGCAUGACCGACGUGGACGCUCUGGCAAAGCUGCGGGACGACUUCAGGAUGCAAAACAAAUCUGUGUUCAUCCUGGGCGCCAGCGGGGAGACUGGGGGAGUGCUCCUGAAGGAAAUACUGGAACAGAACCUGUUUUCCAGAGUCACGCUCAUUGGCCGGAGGAAGCUCAACCUCGAAGGGGAGGCUUACCAAAACGUGAAACAAGAAGUGGUAGACUUUGAAAAGUUGGAUGACUAUACUUCUGCCUUCCAAGGUCAUGAUGUUGGAUUCUGUUGUCUGGGAACCACCAGAAAAAAGGCUGGGGCGGAGGGAUUUAUUCGUGUUGAUCGAGAUUAUGUAUUGAAGUCUGCAGAGCUGGCAAAAGCUGGAGGGUGUAAGCAUUUCAACUUGCUAAGCUCUAAAGGAGCUGAUAAAUCAAGCAAUUUUUUAUAUCUACAAAUUAAGGGAGAAGUGGAAGCAAAGGUUGAAGAACUAAAUUUUGACCGCUACUCAAUAUUUAGGCCUGGAGUUCUCCUAUGUGACAGGCAAGAGUCUCGCCCAGGUGAAUGGUUUGUUAGGAAAUUCUUUGGCUCCUUACCAGAAUCUUGGGCCAGCGGGCACUCUGUACCUGUGAUAACCGUAGUUAGAGCAAUGCUGAACAAUACUGUGAAACCGAGUGACAAGAAGAUGGAGCUGCUGGAAAACAAGGUCAUCCAUGAGCUGGGAAAAGCCAGUGACACUCUCAAACCCUAGCCACAAAGGAAAAUACUAUUGUAAGCUUCAACACCCAACACCUAACCAGUGGUUUUGGGGCCUUAAACAUGUCAACAUGCUAUAACUUUGUACUUUCACUCUUCUCUGCUGCCUAGAUCUAAUCAGAAAUGAUUGUGCUGUGUUUCAGUGGUUCAAACCACAUUGUAUGUAUGUACAAUGUGUAUAUCAGUGGCUGUGUGCAUGCAUACAUCCAUGUGCUUAUUUAUUCCUAAGGGAUUUUCAAAGAUAGAGGUCCAUAGGUCUUACCUCAGACCGUCUGAUAAGAAUUUUUUUGGUGAAGGCAGAGACAUCUGUUAUUUUAUUUAUGCUUUCCCAGUGCUUCUUAUGCUACUAGCAGAGCCAGCAGCUUUUAAAUGCUUGUCUGCAGCAAUGCAAACCUUAUCUAUCAAGCAGAUGAGCUGUUUUUAAAAUUGUUUACAUUUGUGUUUCUUGAAUUACCUUCUGCUGGCUACUUCUAAUUGUAGAAAUGAACAUGUGCCUUAGUACUUGAGAAUAUAUAAUAAAAGUUAUUACAUAA